Heterotrigona itama is the source of this 765-nucleotide messenger RNA. The record is from the annotation of a GenBank genome assembly. Lineage: Eukaryota; Metazoa; Arthropoda; Insecta; Hymenoptera; Apidae.
UUCGAGAGAAAUGGCUUCGUCGUCCUGGAGGAUUUCUUUCAACCGGAAGAAAUCGACGAAUUGAAAUUCUGCGGUGAGGAAUUUACCAAGAAUUUACCUCCGGAAAGUGAGAGAAAAGUUUUCAAUUCAAUAGAAUCGCAACAGGUAUACACCGAAUUAAGAAAAUAUUUAUUGCGAGUAUCAUCGACACGUGAUGUAGGUCACGCCCUUCAUUGGCUUCACCCUACAUUCAAGAAGUAUACUUUCGAUGAAAGAGUUAAAGAAGCAGCUUUCCAAUUGGAUUAUGAAGAACCGGCCGUUUGUCAGUCGAUGUAUAUUUACAAAAAUCCAGGAAUCGGAUCGGAAGUAAUGAUGCACCAAGAUGCAACAUAUUUGUACACCGACCCAGUGAAGCUAAUUGGUUUCUGGAUCGCUUUGGAAGACGCUACUCAAGAAAAUGGAUGCCUAUGGAUCGCGCCAGGUUCUCAUAAAAGUGGCGUUCAUCGACGUUACGUAAGAAACAAAGAUCCAGAUUCCAAGGAACUGUUGAUUUACGACAGAGCUGCACCUUGUUAUCAACUUAGUAAUUUUCGACCAGUACCAGUUAGUAAAGGAACCUGCAUUCUCAUCCACGGACAAGUGGUACAUUUCUCAUACCCAAAUAAAAACGACAAAUCGAGGCAUGCUUACACAUUUCACGUAAUCGAGACGCAGCACACCUCUUAUUCGAAAGAAAACUGGUUGCAACCACCUUUAGAAGGAUUUCCAAAACUAUACAGAAAUUAG